UUUUUUUUUUUUUUUUGUUCCCCCUCCCAAUUGAUCGCUCUCGCAAGCUGGAUAGAAGGAGUGGUUUUGUGUUAGAGAAUAGAUUUAUUGUGGUGGAUUUGCUCCGCUUGUUAUCGUCCAGGAGUGAUCGAUUUCUGGGGUGGUUCCGUUUUAGGACCCCAUGUUGAAGAGAAGGAGAGAACGUAUUCGGCCCCCGACUCCUCCUCGCUCUCCUGCUACUGCCUUGACUCCGGUGCUGCCAGCUCUGGUCUAUUCCAAAACCCCCCCUCAAGCAAAUAACCCUUGGUUUCAUCUGCCACGUUAAAUGGCAGAUGGUACCUACAGGUUCCAGCAGCCUGGGGCCGGGCAGUUCUUCUUCCAAACGCAACCGCAACAACACUCUCACCAACGUCACCUCAUUCGAAACGGCACAAGCUCUCCGACUGGACGUCUGAAAUUUAGUCACGAAACUCCUUCCCCUUCUCGAUCCCCCCCGCCGCUCGGUCAAGCAGCUGCCCUCAAUCCCUUCACAAUGUACAGUCAGACCCACCAAGGACAGCAUGUCAUGAUGAAUGGUGGCCAGGCCCAUCAGCGGUUUGGCAUGCAGAUUCCGAAAUUUCAGUCCCAGAGCCACCAUCCGCACCCUGCACAACAACCGCAUCAUCACACUCAUCACAACCAAGCUCCCCACAAUAUUAAUCAUCAACAUAACUUCUCGAGCGGGGCAUUGGCCGCCGCCACUCCUCACUUUACCCCCAGCCACAUGCAAAAUGGAGCUCACACGAACGUUGACGAAGAUAUCGACGAAUCUAUGAACAAACACUGGCAACAGCAGCUCCAGCUCGCGGCCGAGUCCCGGCAGGCCAGCUCCCCCCACUACUAUGCCCGAACCGUCGCGCAGCAGACCAAGGGCAUCCAGAUCGCGCCCAGCCAACCUGAGCCGCCAGAAAAUGGCACCAGUGGGAAAAACGGAGUUGUCAAGCCGAAAUCCACCUCUCGGCAGGGCUGGCAUGCCAUCGAUUUCGGCGGCCAAGGACUCCGGGCCAUCUCCACCUCCCUGUUCAAUUAUGUCUUUUUGGAGAAACUGUACUUGAAUCACAACAAGCUCAAAGUGCUUCCCCCCGCGAUUGGACAACUCCGGAAGCUCACCAACUUGGAUUUGUCGGGCAACGAUCUCACCGAGCUCCCCGAAGAAAUUGGUAUGCUGACGAAGCUGAAGCAGCUGUUGCUGUUUGACAACAACAUCCGCACACUUCCCUACGAGAUGGGCUACCUUUACCGGUUGGAUAUUCUGGGCAUAGAGGGUAAUCCGCUGGACGAUAUCUUGAAGUCUCAGAUUAUGAAGGAAGGCACGAAGGCCUUGAUCAAGUAUCUUAAAGAAGAGAUGCCAGUCCAUCUUCCACCUCCGGAUAGAGACUGGGUCAUUCUUGACGAGACUGCAACUGCUUCCACGGAGAAAACCACCGUGCUGUCAUACAAUAUCCUCUGCGAUUCGUCCGCUACUGAAUCACACUACGGCUACGUCCCCGCCCGCGUCUUGUCCUGGGAGUUUAGACGAGAGCUCAUUCUCAACGAGCUACGAUCACAUGACUCGGAUAUCAUCUGUCUGCAAGAAAUCGACCAGGGAAGCUACAACGAGUUCUUCCGGGAACAACUGGCCUACAGCGACUACAAAGGUGUGUAUUGGCCACGAGGAAGGGCCAUGGGUAUGCAGGAGGAGGAUGCAAAGGCUGUGGAUGGCUGCGCUACCUUCUUUAAGGGAAGCAAAUUCAUUCUUCUUGACAAGCAGAUGAUCAACUUUGGCCAGACGGCAGUACGAAGGCCGGACGCCAAGGGCCAGGAUGACAUUUACAAUAGAUUGUGGCAAAAGGAUCAUAUUGCGGUUGUUGUCUUCUUGGAGAACCGGCAAACGGGCUCUCGAUUCAUCGUUGUCAAUGCGCAUCUGUAUUGGGAUCCUGCCUUCAAGGAUGUCAAGUUAAUUCAGACAGCUAUUCUGAUGGAGGAGAUCACCAAGCUUUCCGAAACUUAUGCUAAAUGGGCUCCAUGCACUGACAAGGCCGCCUUCCGCUUCUCAGAGGCCGAGGGUGAGUCUCAGAGUCUACCGGAGCCUGCUCCGUCCGUGGAGUAUAGCAGCGGCGAUCAAAUUCCGCUCUUCAUGUGCGGCGACUUCAACUCGUCGCCUGGUUCGGGAGCAUACAACCUGAUUGCCAACGGCCGACUCCCCGAAGAGCAUCCAGACCUCGAGAAGCGAUUGUACGGAAAUCUCAGUCGGGUCGGUAUGUCGCACCCCUUCAAGCUCAAAUCAGCAUAUUCGUCUAUCGGGGAGAUGAGCUUUACGAAUUACACACCGGAUUUCAGUGAUAUUCUGGACUAUAUCUGGUAUUCAUCGAAUUCUCUUCAUGUAUCGGCGAUACUCGGGGAGGUGGACAGGGAUUAUCUACGGAGAGUGCCUGGGUUCCCCAAUUAUCAUUUUCCAAGUGAUCAUGUCGCAUUAUUUGCGGAGUUUUCUGUUAAAGGUAAAAAGGGUAAGGUUGUGGAGGCGGAUUUUGGGCCGCAACGGAACUGAAUGGGAAAGCAUGUUGAAUCUUAUGAGACUGGUGUUUGUGUAGCCCGGUUUGUCUUGUUAUCUCGGAAUCUCUUUGGGGGUCUGUCUUUUUUUUUUUUUUUUUGUUUUUUUUUUUUGUUUUU
Messenger RNA from Aspergillus ochraceoroseus IBT 24754, 2667 nucleotides. RefSeq lists its product as uncharacterized. Gene Ontology annotation, biological process: nuclear-transcribed mRNA poly(A) tail shortening. Gene Ontology annotation, cellular component: nucleus; CCR4-NOT complex; cytoplasm. The record is from RefSeq and is a predicted model, not a curated record. Bases 305 to 2545 code for a protein of 746 amino acids. NCBI's taxonomy places the organism in Eukaryota, Fungi, Ascomycota, Eurotiomycetes, Eurotiales, Aspergillaceae. The transcript has 2 exons. Gene Ontology annotation, molecular function: poly(A)-specific ribonuclease activity; protein binding.